AUGGCUUCGGGAAACGAUGGGGAUGCAACCAACGGAAGCCAGGCUACUGGCUCCGGCCCUGCUCCUAUGUUGCCUAACCAUUUGGUUAGCCAAAAUGUGACUGCUCCCUCGAUGGUUCCUGUCAACCAUGUCGAGAAGCCCGAGAAGUUCAAUGGGUUGAACUUCAAGAUGUGGCAGCAAAAGAUGCUAUUCUACCUCACAACUCUGAACCUUUCAAGGGUUUUGACUGAAAAUGCUCCAACCCUAUCUGUGGGGGAGUCAGAUGUGCAGGCUCUCAAUGCGGUUGAUGCUUGGAAGCAUUUCGACUAUCUUUGUCGGAAUUAUAUAAUGAAUUGUCUUCAUGAUUCCCUGUAUAGUGUCUAUCAGGAGUUUAAGACGGCAAAGGAGUUAUGGGAAUCCUUGGACCGUAAAUAUAAACCAGAGUAUGCCGGUGCGAAGAAAUUUCUCGUCGGACGGUUCCUCGAUUUUAAAAUGGUCGAUUUAAGGACCGCCGAGGGGAUAGCUCUAAGUGAAUCCUUCCAAAUGGAUGUUGUCAAUGAGAAGUUGUCUCCUGGUUGGAAGGAUUUUAAGAAUUAUCUGAAGCAUAAGCGAAAGGAGAUGACAAUGGAGGAUCUUGUUGUCAAGCUUCGAAUUGAAGAAGACAAUAAGAACUCCGGAAAAGAUCUCAUCAUUCCUGCUGCUGCUAAGGUAAAUGUCAUGGAGCUCCCAAAGAGGAAAAAGGACCAUGAAGCAAACGUGGUUAAUGAGAUGGCUCGAGAUGUGGCAGACAUCAACCUAUCUGCUGUGGUUUCAGAGGUAAACCUCAUUUGGUCCAACCUGAAGGAAUGGUGGCUCGAUAUCGGUGCCACCAGACAUGUGUGCUCAAGCAGAAACCUGUUCACUGUACUCGAAUCGGUCACUGGGGAGAGGAUCUAUAUGGGAAACUCUGCCCAUUCUGAUAUUGAAGGUUAA
This is a messenger RNA of Punica granatum (pomegranate), 951 nucleotides long. NCBI's taxonomy places the organism in Eukaryota, Viridiplantae, Streptophyta, Magnoliopsida, Myrtales, Lythraceae. The record is from RefSeq and is a predicted model, not a curated record.